AUGCCAGUGCAGAUGCUGUCAGCUAGAAAGGCACGAACCUUGGCGCUAGCAUCUCCCAUUCUGGGAUUCAUCCCCGCUCACGACCAGGCUCGAGGCGCCAGCAAGACUAGCGAGGGAGAAAAACUGGAUCUUCCGGUGCAGACUCCCCAAUUCUCCAUGUGGAGCCAUCAGCAAACACAAACGACACAUAGAGAGUUUGAGGGAGACAAUACCGCCAAGAUGGUGUCCAAGACGCGUGUCUAUAACUGGUAUAUCUCGCUCGUAGCCGCGAUGUGUAUGGUUUUAUACGGCUAUGACGCGAGUGUGUUCAACUCUGUGCAAGGAUCAAACAACUGGCUGAACUGGUUUGAUCUCGAUGCCAAGAAGGACAGCUACAUGAUCGGUCUGAUCAACACGGCAUACACGAUCGGCGCUAUCGUCGCCGGUUUCUUCCUCGGUGGCCCGACGGCCGACUACCUCGGACGACGAUGGGGCAUGGGCAUCGGCUGCUUCCUGACGAUCGUCGCCACAUUCAUGCAGACCUUCGCUCCGCGCCACGGCAUCGGUUGCUUCAUCGCCGGCCGUGUUGUCAUUGGUCUUGGCCAGGGCAUGGCCUUGACCGCCGGCCCCGUCUACAUCGGAGAGAUGUCCCCUCCCCAGAUCCGCGGAUACAUCAUGGCCUUCUGGCAGCUGUUCUACUCGGUCGGCUCCUUCAUCGCCUACUGGAUCAACUACGCCUGCUCCCUGCACCGCGACAAGCUCGGCGAGUGGGACUGGAAGAUGGUUGUCAUCUUCCAGAUCCUGGUCCCGUUCAUCAUCUGCAUCCUGCUCCCCUUCCAGCCCGAGAGCCCCCGGUGGCACAUCCAGAAGCGCAACGACAUCGAGUCUGCUCGCAAGGCUCUCCGCCGCAUCCGCGAGACGGAGCAGGAGGUCGAGGAGGAGGUCAUGGCCAUCCGCGAGGCCAUCGAGUACGAGAAGGAGGCCAUCUCGCACGGCUACGCCGCUCUGUUCAAGGACGCCUCGGUCCGCAAGCGUCUCUACCUCGCCUUCAUCCUCAACGUCGGACAGCAGCUCACUGGCCAGGGCACCCUCAACUCGUACAGCACGGCGAUCUACAAGAAAGUGUGGAAGAGCAGCCAGCAGAUCAACCUCAUCAACGCCCUCAACGCCACCUUCGGUAUCAUCUUCACUCUCAACGCCGUCUGGACUGCCGAUAGGUACGGCCGACGCUGGCUGCUUAUGGUUGGUGCCAUCGGUAUGGCUAUCAGCAUGUUGAUGGUCUCGGUUAUCGGCUUGACCACCCCGGAUGUCGAUGGCGCCAAGACCGAGCCUGUCGGUAUCGCGAUUGUCUUCUGCCUCUUCCUCUUCAUCUUCUUCUACAAACCCUCUUGGGGAGCCACUACCUGGAUCUGGACCUCUGAGAUUUUCUCAAUGAAUGUCCGCGCUCAGGCCGUUGGCAUGUGCUCGCAGAUGCAAAAUGUCGCAAACACCAUCUUCCAACAAUUCUUCCCCAUCUUCCUCACCAACGAAGGGCUCAAGUGCCUGUUCUUCUUCAUGGCCGUCAACAUCCUCCUCUGCUUCUUCGUCUACUUCUUCAUCCCCGAGACCAAGCAGAUCCCCCUCGAGGAGAUCGACGUCCUCUUCGGCGGCGCCAACCACGUCGACAAGGGCUCCCAGAUGAUGGGCGUGCCCGAGGCCAAGAGCGGCGCCCAGCACGUCGCCGAGAAGGACGGCCGCGCCUCCACCCACGAGCAGGAGCGACGGUCGCGCGAGAUUGCUGUCUAG
Thyridium curvatum is the source of this 1764-nucleotide messenger RNA. RefSeq lists its product as uncharacterized. The record is from RefSeq and is a predicted model, not a curated record. The transcript is spliced from 7 exons. NCBI's taxonomy places the organism in Eukaryota, Fungi, Ascomycota, Sordariomycetes, Thyridiales, Thyridiaceae. Bases 1 to 1764 code for a protein of 587 amino acids. Gene Ontology annotation, cellular component: membrane. Gene Ontology annotation, biological process: transmembrane transport; carbohydrate transport. Gene Ontology annotation, molecular function: carbohydrate:proton symporter activity.